Messenger RNA from Arabidopsis thaliana (thale cress), 3829 nucleotides. RefSeq names its product YAK1-like protein 1 (gene YAK1). Gene Ontology annotation, molecular function: protein serine kinase activity; ATP binding; protein tyrosine kinase activity. The coding region runs from base 592 to 3462 and encodes 956 amino acids. The transcript has 18 exons. The record is from RefSeq and is marked reviewed. NCBI's taxonomy places the organism in Eukaryota, Viridiplantae, Streptophyta, Magnoliopsida, Brassicales, Brassicaceae.
AGAAUACAGAAAAAAAUUGCAAGAGGGGAAGCAGAAGAAGAAAGAACAAAAAUCAGGAGUUGGCAUUUUGAAGACGAAACUCAUCAUCAUCUUCUUCCUCAGACAACAAAAAAAGCUUUUCACUUUCUCUCCACCCUUCUCUCUCUCCUUCUGAAAGUCUCUCUCUUUGCCGUCGUUAGCCUCUUCCUACACUUGGGGCUGCGAUUCUUCCAAUCCUCCGAUUUCAAUUUCAUCCUCUCAAUCAUAGUUUGAAAUCAUCGAGCUUUUACGGUGCUGUUGGUGUUUGACGCCGUAAAAUUCGAUCCUUUUUUAUACAUUUGAUGUUGAUUUUAUCGAUAGUUUUGUGAGAUCGAUUUUUUAGGGUUUCGAGUUUGGCGCUGACUUGAGGGUUUGAUUGGAUGAGAAUAAGGGGUUAUGGGACUUGAGUCAAUUGGGUUUGUCUCCCUAAUCAUCGCAAAUUCCUGAUUUCUCAGCUCUUUGGAAGGAAUUAGGAUUCGUUGAUUUCGAGUUUUGUGUUGUGUUGGUUGAUGAGAGAGUUGGGUUUGGUCAAUUGAGGGGUUUAGGUGUUGUUUUACUGUUUUGAUUCUGAUCAUGGAUGACAUUGAUUCAAGCGAUGGUGCUGCGGCUGCACGAGCUGGUGAGAUUGGCUCUAUUGGGGUAUCCACACCGUGGAAGCCAAUUCAGCUGGUUUUUAAGCGUUAUUUGCCACAAAAUGGGUCUGCUAGCAAAGUUCAUGUUGCCGUGAAGAAGCCGGUGGUGGUGAGACUAACUAGGGACUUGGUUGAGACGUACAAAAUAUGUGACCCACAGUUCAAAUAUAGAGGAGAGUUGAAUCCCAAGCGGUACUUGACUACUCCAUCAGUUGGUGUGAACAAUGAUGGCUUUGAUAAUGUCAACUACGAUCUAAUUCUGGCUGUAAAUGAUGAUUUUUGCAGUUCAGAUUCACGGCAGAGAUACAUUGUCAAAGAUCUUCUUGGCCAUGGGACUUUUGGUCAGGUUGCUAAAUGCUGGGUUCCUGAGACAAACAGCUUUGUUGCUGUAAAAGUAAUAAAAAACCAGCUUGCAUACUAUCAGCAGGCAUUGGUUGAAGUAUCUAUUUUGACAACGCUAAACAAGAAGUAUGAUCCUGAGGAUAAGAACCAUAUCGUUCGCAUAUACGACUACUUCUUACAUCAAAGUCAUUUGUGCAUAUGCUUUGAACUUCUAGACAUGAAUCUGUAUGAGCUCAUAAAGAUAAAUCAAUUCAGAGGCCUAUCAUUAAGCAUAGUCAAGCUCUUCUCUAAGCAGAUCUUACUUGGUUUGGCUCUUUUGAAAGAUGCUGGCAUAAUCCAUUGUGAUCUGAAGCCAGAGAAUAUUCUUCUGUGCGCCAGUGUGAAGCCAACUGAAAUUAAGAUAAUUGACUUUGGAUCAGCGUGCAUGGAAGAUAAAACUGUUUAUUCAUAUAUUCAGAGUCGUUACUACAGAUCGCCGGAAGUCUUACUUGGUUACCAAUACACUACAGCUAUUGACAUGUGGUCUUUUGGCUGCAUUGUUGCCGAGCUGUUUCUUGGAUUGCCACUAUUUCCAGGAGGUUCAGAAUUUGAUAUCUUGAGGCGUAUGAUUGAAAUACUAGGCAAACAACCACCUGAUUAUGUGCUCAAGGAAGCAAAAAAUACGAAUAAGUUCUUUAAAUGUGUUGGGAGUGUCCACAAUUUAGGGAAUGGUGGAACUUAUGGUGGCCUCAAAAGUGCUUAUAUGGCUUUGACUGGAGAAGAGUUUGAAGCUAGAGAAAAGAAAAAGCCAGAAAUUGGGAAAGAGUACUUCAACCAUAAGAACCUUGAAGAAAUUGUUAAAAGCUAUCCGUACAAGAUAAAUCUACCUGAGGACGAUGUAGUCAAAGAAACUCAAAUCCGGUUAGCUCUUAUUGAUUUUCUGAAAGGACUUAUGGAAUUUGAUCCAGCAAAACGUUGGUCACCUUUUCAGGCAGCAAAGCACCCUUUCAUUACUGGAGAACCUUUUACGUGCCCAUACAACCCUCCGCCAGAAACACCUCGUGUGCAUGUUACCCAAAACAUCAAAGUUGACCAUCAUCCAGGUGAAGGGCACUGGUUUGCCGCUGGUCUCUCUCCUCAUGUAUCAGGGAGAACCAGAAUCCCGAUGCACAAUAGUCCCCAUUUUCAGAUGAUGCCUUAUUCACAUGCAAAUAGUUAUGGGAGCAUUGGAAGCUAUGGUAGCUACAAUGAUGGUACUAUACAGGACAAUAGCUAUGGGAGCUAUGGAGGGACUGGCAAUAUGUUUGCAUACUAUUCUCCUGUGAAUCAUCCAGGCCUAUACAUGCAAAACCAAGGUGGGGUCUCAAUGCUUGGAACUAGUCCUGAUGCCAGACGUCGGGUUAUGCAGUACCCACAUGGAAAUGGGCCAAAUGGCCUUGGUACAAGUCCAUCUGCUGGAAAUUUUGCACCACUACCCCUUGGCACUAGUCCGUCACAAUUUACUCCAAAUACAAACAAUCAAUUUUUAGCUGGGUCUCCUGGACACCAUGGCCCGACAUCUCCAGUAAGAAACAGCUGCCAUGGGUCUCCUUUGGGAAAGAUGGCUGCAUUUAGUCAAAUUAAUAGAAGAAUGAGCGCUGGAUAUUCUGGAGGUUCUCAGUCGCAAGAUUCUUCCUUGUCACAAGCCCAAGGGCAUGGGAUGGAUAACUUUUAUCAAAAUGAGGGGUAUUCUGGACAAUUCUCUGGUUCACCUUCACGCCGGCAACUGGAUUCUGGUGUCAAAAAUCGUAAACAGACACAAGGAGGCACUACAUUAAGUACUGGGUACUCUACUCAUAACAAUGCCAACUCAUCACUUCGGUCCAAUAUGUAUAACCCUUCCAGUACUGCACACCAUCUUGAAAAUCCGGAUACUGCCUUAUCAGUACCUGAUCCAGGAGACUGGGACCCAAAUUACAGUGAUGACUUGCUUCUAGAAGAAGAUAGUGCAGAUGAGAGUUCUCUUGCUAAUGCAUUCAGCAGAGGUAUGCAACUUGGUUCAACAGAUGCCUCCAGUUAUUCCAGAAGGUUCAACAGUAAUGCCUCGACCUCAUCCUCAAAUCCGACUACCCAAAGGAGAUAUGCUCCCAAUCAAGCCUUUUCACAAGUAGAGACUGGCAGCCCUCCAAGUAAUGAUCCUCAUGCCAGAUUUGGCCAACAUAUACCAGGAUCACAAUAUAUUCCUCAUGUCUCCCAGAACUCUCCAAGUCGCUUAGGGCAGCAACCUCCUCAACGGUAUAAUCAUGGGAGACCAAAUGCUGGAAGAACUAUGGAUCGGAAUCACAUGAACGCUCAGCUUCCUCCUUCCAAUACAAAUUCUGGGGGUCAACAACGUUCACCCAGAAGUAGCUCAUAUACAAAUGGUGUCCCUUGGGGUCGUAGGACUAACAAUCAUGUCCCGAAUGUUCCAUCGACGUCCCAUGGAAGGGUAGACUACGGAAGUAUUGCUUAAUUCUGCAGUCUUUCUUCUCAUUUAUUUUGUUCUUUCCCUUGGUGUGCAAUCUUCUUGUUAGAAGUGUGGGAACAAAGUUGUACUGAGACAAGAAACAAACUUAGUUCAUGGCUUGUGGGCUUCUGAUCAGAACGUGCUUAUUCAUUGUGCUUUUUGCACAAAUAAACAAAAAAAAAAAGUAUGUUAUAAUUGAUAUUGUUAUCUUUCUGGCAUCUAUCUCUCUGAAUUUCUUUUUGGUAUUCUCUGAUGAAUGUAUCUUUUGGGAAAGUUGUUCAAGUGUUUAAGCCUAGCCUUGAAAAAAGAUCCUUAAUUUCCGUAAAUUUCAGUUUAUUAGCAGACUGAUAUUGGUGUCGUUUCUUGUUUUAUC